Molecule: messenger RNA, 2585 nt
Organism: Rhea pennata
Lineage: Eukaryota; Metazoa; Chordata; Aves; Rheiformes; Rheidae
Gene: AGA
Product: aspartylglucosaminidase
Exons: 9
Coding region: 1-1050 (349 amino acids)
Biological process (GO): protein deglycosylation
Cellular component (GO): lysosome; cytoplasm
Molecular function (GO): N4-(beta-N-acetylglucosaminyl)-L-asparaginase activity; asparaginase activity; beta-aspartyl-peptidase activity
Source: RefSeq, a predicted model, not a curated record
AUGGCGGCGGGCGCGGGGGAGCUGCUUCUGCUCCUGCUCUUGGUCCUCACGGUGCAACUGGCGGCGGCGGUUCCGGCCGCGCUGCCUCUGGUCGUCAACACCUGGGCGUUUAGGAAGGCCACGGAGACAGCAUGGAGAAUAUUACAGAUGGGAGGUUCUGAGCUGGAUGCAGUUGAAAAAGGUUGCGGUCAGUGUGAGAUUGACCAAUGUGAUGGGAGUGUCGGAUAUGGAGGAAGCCCAGAUGAAAGUGGAGAAACAACACUGGAUGCAAUGAUUAUGGAUGGCAACACUAUGGAAGUUGGGGCAGUUGCAGAUCUGAGACGUGUAAAAAAUGCAAUUGGUGUAGCAAGAAAAGUCAUUGAACACACUAAGCAUACCUUAUUAGUGGGAGAGUCAGCUUCCAUGUUUGCUGUAAGGAUGGGGUUUCCAUAUGAAGAUUUAACUACUCCAAAAUCUCUUUCGAUGUAUUCAGAGUGGCUUAAUCAGAGCUGUCAGCCAAACUACUGGAAGAAUGUAGUACCAGACUCUUCAAAAUCCUGUGGACCAUACAAAAAGGCUGAAAAAGUGAUUUGUAAAGAAGAUUGGACCAUCUCCCAAAGAAGAAUAAGUGUUCAUAAUCACGAUACUAUUGGUAUGAUAGUAAUUGGUGAGAGUGGAACCAUUGCUUCUGGGACAUCUACUAAUGGUGGAGUCCACAAAAUUCCAGGCCGUGUAGGGGACUCUCCAAUAGCUGGCGCAGGAGCUUAUGCUGAUAGUACAGCAGGAGGGGCUGCAGCCACUGGGGAUGGUGACAUCAUGAUGCGCUUCUUACCCAGCUAUCAAGCUGUGGAGUAUAUGAGGAUGGGAACAGACCCAACAGUAGCCUGUCAGAAAGUUAUUUCUAGAAUCCAGAAGUAUGCACCAAAGUUCUUUGGUGCUGUUAUAUGUGCCAAUGCAACUGGAAGUUAUGGUGCUGCGUGCAAUAAAAUUUCAGGAUUCACUCAGUUUCACUUCAUGGUUUAUAAUCCUGUGCUAAGUCAGCCAUCUAAGCAAGUAGUGGAUUGCAUCUAAUUGUUUUUGUACUAGUAAUGUCUAAACUUAGUUGGGGAGGGGCUAAAAAUGUUCCCUAGGUGUUACUUUGCAAAGUGCUUGUUCAUUUUUACUGUCGUGUAAUCCUUUGAGCAAGUACAAAGGUAUGUUGGAGAUGCACCUGUUACUUCACUAUUCUUAAUAUGUUCUACUUUGUAAUUACUUUGUCUAGUGCCAGUAAACGUAAUCUUUAGGUGCUUAAUCUAAUUAGUUUGUAAAAUUACUUCUAAAUGACUGUGGAUUUUAAUCUAGAGUGAUAUUUAAGAAACUCUGUGAAGUUUUAGGGAAGUGAAUAUAUCUGCACAAUUAGAGUGCUUACACUUUUACAGUUAGCAUAGGGAACUCAUCUCUGCUCAAAAGUCAGCAUCUAAGUAAAAUGACUGAAAUUGAUAUGCCUUGUUUCUGCAUAUGCUUGACGUCGCUUAAGUCAAGAAUUCCGUACACAUUCCAUUGCAUCCCAGCUCCGUUCUUAAACUUGUGCAAACCUGCGAGUCAACCUGUGGUUCUAAAUAUGGCAAAAUUUCUCUGAGUAUUUACUUCUGAGUAAUUCCAGGUUUCAUAAUGCAAACAGAUUUUUCAUGUUCACGCAAAGACUUGAGUGUCUAAUAGCCUUUCUAAUCUGUUCUCGUAAGAGCUAAGUAGCCAAAAGUGAUGUGUAGUAACCGUUGAACUGGCCCUUCACUUUGUCAUUUAAAAUCAAGUCUUUGGCAGAAAUCUGGAAUGUAUGGGGAAAAGGGGGAGAGGAAAGGAGGAUUUAUUUUGAGAAUUGUUAAUCAUCCUUCAAAGAUUUAGUCCAGACUUCUUUUCCUUUGAAAAGUGAAUUGCAUGCAAAUUCUGGCAAGCAAGGGAAGGGGACUGAAAAGUGGUGGUGGUGGUGGAGAAGAUUUGGAAAUCUUAAAAGAAAAGCAGCAUCUGCUUGAUGGACAUUUCUAACUUUUGGAUAUUUCUAACGUGCUUUGCAAUGCCCAAGAGUGUCUCUGAAUAGAGAGAACAUCCAGACAUCCCUGAUAGUACAAGCAUUCACGGAGCAUUGAAGUCUGUUGCUGAUUCUUUAAAGUGGAUGAGAAGACAGAUGGAAAUCUUCCCGUCACCUUUUUUUCUGUAGUGGAAAUUAAUUAUGAGCUUUAAUCACAGUAAUUCCCUUGUCACUGAUUUCAAGUGUGCUUGCCCAUUCUGUAGCACGUUAUCUCCGAAAAAGAGUAAUUGCAUAUGUAUAGUAUGGCAGUUACCUAUAGCUAACAAAGGUAUUUUUGUCGCUCCUUUUCUGUAUCCAGAGAUACCAGGGUUCACUUACAGUAAAACUUUAGCAUCUGGAGGAUUGUUUUAUUGGUAUUUGAAGAUAUGUUUGAUCCUUCUGUAAACUUGAUAGCAAAGAUUCAGUGAAAUGAUCAUCAAGCUAAACUUAAAAUUGCUAGGGGAAUGUAAAAAAGGGGGAGGGAGUAAAAUGACCACAUCUUGUCAUAACUACUUUAUUUUUUUUUAAUCUACUUAAAUAAAAGCAUUGAGUAGUAAAAGCA